AGCGCCGCGCCGCCUGAAGUCCGACGUCGUCGCGCGUCUCCGGCUCCGCGGCUCCGCCUGGGAGAGCGCCCUCCCCGCGCCGACACACAGGUACCCCAAGAUUCAACCUGCCAGUCAUGGUCAUGCCCUGACGACCUUCUGCUAAACCUUCCAGAUAUUGAGUGACUUCCUGGACCUUCACCUGCUCCAGAACUCCUCUGAUACUCUGCUUGGAGGAAAUCCUGUGGAAGACUCCAAGACCUUAGGAAAUGGUGGAGCUACCUGACAGGAGUCUGUGUCCCUGAUAAACUAUAAAGAACAGAGUCUGCCACUUCCUAGGUUAGAUGCGAGUACUCUUUGGAGCAAUUUUUAAACCUCGGUAUGCAAACCACUACACCAAGACUUUAGAAGGAAUAAUGGAGCAAAGAUGUGUUCUUUCUGAUGCAGCUAAGAGUGAAGCUGUGGAAGAGGCAGAUUCCUCCCUUCCGCCUCCCUCUCCCCAUCUCUUCUAUUCUGCUUCACAGAAGAAAGACACAUACCUCAAAAAUCUCUCCAGACAUCAAACAAGAUAUUUCUGUUAAAAGUGAAAAACUGGCAUUUAAAAUGGACUGGUAUUGAUAAUUGUUAUUUAAAGAUCUCACCUUUUCCACCUUUUCACACUGUCAAAGAAUGCGUCACUUUUGAAGGAGUUCCUUAAGAGCAAAGCAAAUAACAUACAGACAGGCAUAAAUCAACAAGUAUGCUGCAUGAGAAAAAAUGCACCUGUGGAGUAAGAUACCAACAUUGGCUUCUAAUUCUGGUGGUGGCAUUUCUUGAGGCCCUCCCUUGGAUUUGAUUAUUCAUGCCUGAGUGGAGUGUCAGCUGCAGAAAUAGGAGGUUUAAUGAGUUUCAUGGGGAUACCUCAUUCCAAGAACAAAAACUGGAAAAGGAAUAAAAUGCUUCCCCAAUGGUGUAAAUAUGAGGUUGGAGUGCAUAAAGAAAAAGAAGAAAAUCUUCAUCUUCAAUUUUCUAACAUCCAACUCUGAAUUGACAUACGUAUACUCUGACCAUUUUAUUUGAGUGGAAAGUUGAAAGAAAGCAACACACCAGCUAUACCCAUCCAGCGCUCCUUGGGGUGGAAUAGCAAAGUUCUAGGGCAGAGCCUUCCUUCCCAGAGCCGGCGGUGCAUUCGCUCUCGGAUACCUGCUCAGCUUCACGCCGCAUCUGAAGGUCUGCCCGCCGCGGAACAGUUGCGUCUCCAUCUGGCUGCCAACCCACCCAAGCUUUCUUCUCCUCCACCACCACCACCUUCCCUCCUUCCCCCCACCUCCCCCUCCUUUCCGUCUUCCCUUUCCACCCCCGCCCCCAAUCUCCUCCUCUUUUUCUCACUACAAGCGGUUGCUGAUGCUGAAGCCGAGCGUCACUUCGGCUCCCACGGCAGACAUGGCGACAUUGACAGUGGUCCAGCCGCUCACUCUGGACAGAGAUGUUGCCAGAGCAAUUGAAUUACUGGAAAAACUACAGGAAUCUGGAGAAGUACCAGUGCACAAGCUACAAUCUCUCAAAAAAGUCCUUCAGAGUGAGUUUUGUACUGCUAUUCGAGAGGUGUAUCAAUAUAUGCAUGAAACGAUAACUGUUAAUGGCUGUCCCGAAUUCCGUGCCAGGGCCACAGCAAAGGCCACAGUUGCAGCUUUUGCAGCUAGUGAAGGCCACUCCCACCCCCGGGUAGUCGAACUGCCAAAGACGGAUGAAGGCCUUGGUUUUAACGUGAUGGGAGGAAAGGAGCAAAAUUCCCCCAUUUAUAUCUCUCGCAUCAUUCCUGGAGGGGUGGCUGAAAGACAUGGAGGCCUCAAGAGAGGAGACCAGCUGCUGUCAGUGAACGGAGUGAGUGUGGAAGGAGAGCACCAUGAGAAGGCUGUGGAACUACUCAAGGCUGCUAAGGACAGCGUCAAGCUGGUGGUCCGGUACACCCCGAAAGUCCUGGAAGAAAUGGAGGCUCGCUUUGAAAAGCUACGGACAGCCCGGCGUCGGCAGCAGCAGCAAUUGCUAAUCCAGCAGCAGCAACAGCAGCAGCAGCAACAGACACAGCAAAACCACAUGUCGUAGGUCCUUGAAGAAAAGCUACUUGAUCAAACAUCCAAUAGUCACAAAUUUGAAACCGUGCUUCAGAAUCCCAGCACAUAGUAAAGGAAAAGACAACACUGAUAAUUAUACCUGUCAAGAAACUGUGAA
Molecule: messenger RNA, 2190 nt
Organism: Camelus dromedarius (Arabian camel)
Lineage: Eukaryota; Metazoa; Chordata; Mammalia; Artiodactyla; Camelidae
Gene: LIN7A
Product: lin-7 homolog A, crumbs cell polarity complex component
Exons: 15
Coding region: 1363-2064 (233 amino acids)
Biological process (GO): protein localization to basolateral plasma membrane; neurotransmitter secretion; maintenance of epithelial cell apical/basal polarity
Cellular component (GO): synapse; cell-cell junction; basolateral plasma membrane
Molecular function (GO): L27 domain binding
Source: RefSeq, a predicted model, not a curated record